AUGUGUGCACCUGCCAUGCUCGUGCAUAUGUGUGAAUGUCUUCCACGUCCAUGCAUGUAUGCGCUUACGUGGCCUGGUUUAACUGGCUCCUCGCAGAAAAAUGUAAGAGAGUUUGAGAAGACUGAAAAGAUGUACAAGUUCGUCUGCUCUUUCCUGGCAAAAGGAUUAAAGCAAAAGAGCUGGACCUGGCAGAAUAGAAGCAAACCAGCAAUGUCCUACUGUGGAAUGGAUAACGAAUGCAGAUUUCGAGAACGUCUCGGGAAAGAUCACAGCCUGAUCACAGCUGUCUUGUGGGAAUUGAAGUUGCCUGGAGUAGAGAUAAGGGCUAAUGCAACCAUCCUCUCAGGACAGAAUAUUGCUCUUGGUGGUGGCUUAAGAGAGGUCAAUACAUUCAAAGACAGGAAGGUGACCAGCAGCAGAAGAACCAGUGCUCGCCAGCAUGUGGAGAUGAGCAGAUGGACACCACACGCUACAAGUUUCUACAUUGCAGAGGACAUUCCCCUCCUAAAAGAAAACAUUUGGAUUGUAUUUACUGUGAGCAGAACAGUUUCAAACAUCCUGGUCCCAGUUAAAUAUGGCAUUGAAAAAGAAAAUUUUCCUAAAAAUGCUUUCCCUCAGCCUAUUGUAAAAGAAAGUACGCUGGAAAAAUCGAACAAGGCAGAUAAACCAGUUCACGCCGGAGCCCUGGGAAGGAAGCGUCUCUGUUGGAUCCGGCCCCUCCGCGGGACUCUGAGGAAAAGCUACCUCCAGGUAGAUACCGUCUGUCACCAUGGUAAAGGAGACCCCCACAAGACACGGGGCAAGAUGUCCUCGUACGCCUUCUUCGUGCAGACCUGCCGGGAAGAGCACAAGAAGAAACACCCAGACUCUUCGGUCAAUUUCGCUGAAUUCUCCAAGAAAUGUUCCGAGAGAUGGAAGACCAUGUCUGCGAAGGAAAAGUCGAAAUUUGAAGAUAUGGCAAAAAGUGACAAAGCUCGCUAUGACAGGGAGAUGAAAAAUUAUGUUCCUCCCAAAGGAGACAAGAAAGGAAAGAAGAAAGACCCCAAUGCUCCUAAAAGGCCUCCAUCUGCAUUCUUCCUGUUUUGUUCUGAACAUCGCUCAAAGAUCAAAAGUGAACACCCUGGUUUAUCCAUUGGGGAUGCUGCAAAAAAAUUGGGUGAAAUGUGGUCUGAACAGUCAGCCAAAGAUAAACAACCAUAUGAACAGAAGGCGGCUAAGCUAAAAGAGAAGUAUGGAAAGGAUAUUGCUGCAUAUCGCGCCAAGGGCAAAAGUGAAGCGGGAAAGAAGGGCCCUAGUAGGCCUACAGGUUCAAAGAAGAAGAAUGAACCAGAGGAUAAGGAGGAAGAGGAGGAAGAGGAGGAGGAGGAGGAAGAUGAAGAUGAUGAGGAAGAGGAGGAAGAUGAAGCAUAAAUGGCUAUCCUGUAAUGAUAUGUGUGGAGUGUGCGCGUGUGCUCAGGCAAUUGUUUUGCUAAGAAUGUGAAUUCAAGUGCAGCUCAAUAUUAGCUUCAGUAUAAAAACUGUACAGAUUUUUGUAUUUUGCAUAGAUAAGAUUCUUUGUAGAGAAAAUACUUUUUUAAGAAUGCAGGUUGUAGCUUUUCGAGGGGCUACUACAUACAGUUAGAUUUUAAAGCUUCUGAUGUUGAAUGUUUCUAAAUAUUUAAUGGUUUUCUUAAUUUCUUGACUUGUGUACUGUAGCACAGCAAACUUGUAGGAAUUAGUAUCAAUAGUAAAUUUGGGUUUUUUAGAAUUUUGCGUUUUGUUUUUUUAAAAAAAAUUGUAAUAAAAUUAUGUAUAUUAAAAAAAGAAAGA
Messenger RNA from Neofelis nebulosa (Clouded leopard), 1809 nucleotides. Its product is annotated as ABC transporter F family member 4-like. Gene Ontology annotation, biological process: regulation of transcription by RNA polymerase II. Gene Ontology annotation, molecular function: DNA binding, bending. Bases 1 to 1410 code for a protein of 469 amino acids. The record is from RefSeq and is a predicted model, not a curated record. Lineage: Eukaryota; Metazoa; Chordata; Mammalia; Carnivora; Felidae. Gene Ontology annotation, cellular component: nucleus. The transcript is spliced from 5 exons.